This is a messenger RNA of Penicillium cataractarum, 1308 nucleotides long. Its product is annotated as protein kinase PKP2. The transcript is spliced from 4 exons. Gene Ontology annotation, molecular function: pyruvate dehydrogenase (acetyl-transferring) kinase activity. The record is from RefSeq and is a predicted model, not a curated record. Gene Ontology annotation, cellular component: mitochondrion. Lineage: Eukaryota; Fungi; Ascomycota; Eurotiomycetes; Eurotiales; Aspergillaceae. Gene Ontology annotation, biological process: protein phosphorylation; regulation of glucose metabolic process. The coding region runs from base 1 to 1308 and encodes 435 amino acids.
AUGCGGUCGAGUCGUCCUGCCAGAUGCUGGAAUAGCCUCCGUGCUCCCCAGCUGCGCUUUUACUCCAAUGUGCGGGAGCAGCAACCGCCGCCGUGGCGGCCCGUCUCCGCUUUGGAUGAAUGGGUUGAACGUCAAGCCCGACCUAUUAGUCUGCGCCAGUUGACUUUUUUCGGUCGUACCUUGACCGAACCUCGACUCAUUAGCUCGGCAAAUUACGUGCGGACCGAGCUACCUACUCGUCUUGCACAUCGUCUACGAGAUAUCCAGCAACUGCCCUACGUGGUCGUCGCCAACCCGCACCUAUCCCUCGUCUACGAGCUAUAUUAUAAGGCAUUUGAACGGUUCCGAGUGAUCCCCGAGAUCUGCAGCCUUGACGAUAAUGACCGGUUCUGUGAUGUCCUUCGAGAGAUGCUGAGAGAGCACCUAGUGGUGAUCCCCAACCUGGCAAUGGGGGUGCUAGAGUGCCGUGAUCUCGUGGCGCCGAACGAGAUGGACAAGUUUAUGAACACCCUCCUGCGAGCGAGAAUCUCUCGGCGUGUCAUUGCAGAGCAACACCUCGCCCUCACCGAGACUUUCAACUCGCCAUGGCAUUUCCCAGACUCCCAUGAACGAACUGAUAUGAAUGCAGACUUUGUCGGUGAAGUCUUCCUCAAAUGCAAGGCCAAACAGGUCGUGGAAAGAUGCGGACGAGUUGCACAGGACCUCAUGCGCCAGACCUCGCAAACCGCGCAGCUUCCCGAGAUCAAGGUCCAGGGUCAUCUGGAUGCCACCUUCCCGUACAUCCUGAGUCAUCUGGAGUACAUUGUUGGGGAAUUGCUGCGCAACUCGGUACAGGCCGUGGUCGAGAAAUAUCACGACUCGUCGCAACCACCACCGCCCAUCGAAGUGUUGAUUUGCGAAACGCCGCAACACGUGAUUAUGCGCAUCUCCGAUCAGGGCGGCGGGAUCCCGCGGGAGAUCCUCCCGUAUCUGUGGUCCUUCAGCAAGGGACCGCGCACGCAGUCUCGGCUAGAGAAUCUGGGUCAAGUCCCCGCCAUGGCUGCAACCAUGCAGGAGCUGAAAGUGUCGGAACGCAAGUAUGAUCGUGAGGCCUGGUACGAAGGGUCACUCGACUCGCUAACGUCGCGACCACCGAAUCUGCGACUGGGCAUGGGACUGCCGAUGAGCCGGGUGUAUGCCGAGUACUGGGCAGGCAGUCUGGAGCUGCACAGUCUAGAAGGGUAUGGGGUAGAUGCCUUUCUGCAGAUCUGCAAGUUGGGGAACAAGAACGAGCAGGUAACGACACGGGCGGCCAUCGACGCGGUGUGA